AGUGCGCUCGCCAGAAUACUUCUUGUCUGGUCCGCACUCUGUUUCGUUGUGGGAUACGGCAACCAAGGCGUGGCUGUGGCGGACUCGGAAGUCGGAACACGGUCGCCUAUUAUUCCGUAAUAUAAAACCAGCCCUGCAAAGGUAGGGUGAGGAUCCGCGGAACUAGGAAGCGACAUGCCGGCGGCGAUGAGGCUCUGCGCUCGCGCGCUCCGGCGAACGCAGCAGCCGGCGGUGGCCUCGACGCAGCAGCGGUGGGUCUCGACAAGGUGGUUCGGCAAAACAAGGGCCACCACGGCGGAAGAGCUAAAAGACUUGGCGCGGGCCGCAGAGAUGAAAGAGGAGCUCUACAACACCAUCUCUGACAUCACAGCCAAGUACAAGGUUCGUGGAAAGACAGGCAGAGACAACAGGCUGCUGCUCGAGCGACUCUCCAUGCAAGUCGAGCCUAGACCCAAUGACCCCUACUGGCGGUCUUGUCUGAGAACGGAAAUAACCAAUCAUAUCUUGAUCACGGUUGGAUCAUGCUCUCUUAUUAGUAUGGCUCCUUUUGCUGUAAGUUCGCUGAUUACAGCGUUAACCCCUCGAAAAAAGAAUUUGUUGGAGCAAUGGUGGGACGCAGUAUUCGGAAACUAGACUUGGGUCCAGGAGCUAGCUCCGGGAUUGGUGGAGGCGGCGCUAGCUCAAGUCAAGUCUGAUGCACAUCAAUGACUGAUUACUCAAGACGAUCAACUGUUUAUCAGCUAGCGCUGUAAUAGUUGGAAGUCCAUCAACACUAUGGUUGGAACUAUGUAAAUGUUUGACAUCACCAACACAUAAGAACGAUGUUAUAAUUAAUCUUCUGUUUGGACUGGAUGAUUUUCAUUCCAGAGUUUUAUUUCAUAUGACUGCUUUAUUGUACGUUUGCUCAUGAUCCUCUUACAUGACACCGUCUGCCUUUCUCAUCUAUGAUUGUGCGAAACCAGCCUGGAUUAUGUUAAUAUAUGGCAACAUGCGGUUGCUUACUUUAGAAAAUUAUUGAAAAACAUAACAGAAAAACCAAUCUAAAUUUCAAAAAAAAAUGACAGAAUAAAGGACCUGCACUUGCAUUCAUUAUAACAAAACUGAGUCUUCUCAAAACUUUUCGGCCUUGGAUUAUGCCAGCUAACAAAAGAAAAACAGAUGCCUCAGCUACCAAAAGUGAAAAACAAAAUUGAGAUCAUCAUCUAAAGCACUAAGUUAGUCAUCUAAUUCCAGAUAUUGUGACCUCUCCUUUUUCUUCUAUAUGAAAACAUAACAGAAAUCUCCAAGGUUGCCAACAAAAUCUGUGAGUCUAGAUCAUGCGUCCAAUUUCCAAUUUAAUGUAGUUAGACCUCCCCUUGGAGUGUUUACUUAUAGGAUCAGAUAGAAAUCAUUCACACGAGUUUCUCAAAUAAUAUGUCCUAUGAAUUCUUCGCUUUCUUCGAAGGGGUCGAAGUGAACAGAUCAAGUAGCUGGUUAAUGCUCAUGGUCUUCAGGCUGGCGUUCUCAGCAUUUAUCACCGCACUCAAAGCCGACACCUUGAAGCGCCGGGGACUAUGACUCUUCCAGAGUACGGUGUAUGAUGAGGCCGCACAUUCACAACUUUGUUUUGACCGAAAAGAUGCGCUCUCUCAAUUGCAUGUAAGAGCAGAAUGGUGCUAUUACUAGUUCCAAAUGUGCGUCUUUGGCGCGCAACAAUGUUGGUGAUAUUAGCAAUGCUCCCCUCAACGUAACUGA
Messenger RNA from Aegilops tauschii subsp. strangulata, 1734 nucleotides. RefSeq lists its product as uncharacterized. The record is from RefSeq and is a predicted model, not a curated record. Lineage: Eukaryota; Viridiplantae; Streptophyta; Magnoliopsida; Poales; Poaceae.